AUGCAGUCGCAAAAUCAUCGCUUAGAUGGCAGACAGUCGUGGCUGUUGUGUUUAAUUGAUGCUAUCUCGGUCUACGGCUUCUCCAUCGUAUCUGAUCACCAUGGACAACUUCAACGAGCCAGAUCGGUAUUAAAAGUAACUGGACCUGAUAUGGUACGCAUUUGGCUGGUUGAUGAUUGGUUUGGUAAACGUGUAACGUAUAAUGCCACGGUUUCAGACGAGAUUAUCGUUAGCGUUAUGGGGUGGGAGGAUUGGCUAUCCCGCCAAUCAAGGAGACACUGGAUAAAUGCCAAAGGAUUUGUUACGAAACAGGGCUCAAUAUCACACAAGCAGAAGUUUUAGCCAG
Molecule: messenger RNA, 346 nt
Organism: Sphaeroforma arctica JP610
Lineage: Eukaryota; Ichthyosporea; Ichthyophonida
Exons: 1
Coding region: 1-342 (113 amino acids)
Source: RefSeq, a predicted model, not a curated record